AUGGCGCUGUCUACAGGUUUGGCGACUAUCGAGGACAUAAUGGACUACAUUGAUUCAACUGAAAAUGACGAUGGAAACGACGGCUCGCUGCUCUACAAGCAUUGCACAGGAUACAAGUACUUCUAUAUGCAUCGGGAUAAUACCGUCUCCCACAAGAUUAGGGCACCUUCUUUGAGAAAAGGUGCGGGGAGAGAGAUGCAGGACAAUGUCUACUGGCUGGGCACUAUUUCGGAACAGUCCUUCGACGAUAUAGAAGUCGAUCCACGGACAAUAGACCGUCCAAAAGCACCCAUAUUUGGAGGACACGAGUUUGACGACGACGAUGACGGGGGUGUCCCCGCAAGAUGCUUCAUCCCUCCCGAUCAACUGAGCGACAGCGAUGACGAGUCUAUUUCCAGCGGCGAAAUUUGGGUUGAAGACGUGCCAUGUAUAGACGACGCAGAGUUUGAGGCCCUUCUACACUCUUCUCCCCAAUUAGCCACUGCCGACGUGAUCUCCAGUAACGUGAUGCCACAGGCCGGUGCCGAGGACGACAGUUGGAUUGCCGACGAGAGACCUGUAGAGGAUUCUUCCUUCUCGUUCUCAUCCCUGAAAAAUUCUGAGAGUGAAGUCAGCGAGAAUGAUCGAAUUUAUCGCAUCAUUCACAAGGGUAAUCGUCGAGUGACGAUUGGAAAUAUCCCACACGAUCCCGACAUAAAUUUGUCCCUAUGGGUCAGCAUUUACGAGAGCCUCCUGCAAGAGCUUGGCUACACUCCCAAUGACUUCCGUAAAGGGCACUUGUUGAACAACAUGCCUUUUAUUAGAGGCAAAUCUGAAAUGCGUCCGGAUUCAGGGCACUCGAGGUGCCCUCCUGGCAAGGUCGUGCUCACUGGCGUAUCCCAAACUGAAAGAACAGGGUUCACCAACCGCACCUCGCAACCGUUGGGCGCGGCAAACCAGAGAGGCGUGGUAUUCAAAUCCAGGUCAAUGAGUCGAGACCGUGGUAUCACAGGGGCGAAGAGGGAACCCUUGCGUGUCCAACUUCUCUCUGGCAGCAUCCUCAACCGCGCAAUCGAAUGGAGCCUCGAGUUGCCACCGUCGGCAUUUCCCCUUCUUUCCAAACUCGAUCAUCAUUACCACGAGGCAUCGGCUGCACAGGAACCAGUCCUGGGCGCUCGCAACGAGAGAGGUGGGACGUCGCUCCCGCGAUCAGGACGCGAUGAUCGUACGUGCGAUGUCGAGGAGCGCACGAUAGGCGAUAGCGUGAUCGUCCAACGACCCGCCUUGCCACUGGGAACGCUAAUGAUGCUCAAUAGCCAUCGCCUGGGCGGCUGCGAGCUGAGGGCGAUGGAGAGUAUUUAUGAAGUCGAGCGCCUCUGA
Serendipita indica DSM 11827 is the source of this 1359-nucleotide messenger RNA. Lineage: Eukaryota; Fungi; Basidiomycota; Agaricomycetes; Sebacinales; Serendipitaceae. The record is from the annotation of a GenBank genome assembly.